Apis dorsata (giant honeybee) is the source of this 945-nucleotide messenger RNA. Its product is annotated as circadian clock-controlled protein-like. The record is from RefSeq and is a predicted model, not a curated record. The transcript is spliced from 3 exons. NCBI's taxonomy places the organism in Eukaryota, Metazoa, Arthropoda, Insecta, Hymenoptera, Apidae. The coding region runs from base 156 to 899 and encodes 247 amino acids.
CUUGGGGCUAACCACAACAGUAUUCACUUCUAGACCGACUAUCUGAUCAUAUGAAUGACUACUUUGCUCUUGACAUUCAUAAUCUUGUUCAGUUAGUUUUUAGAGAUUGUAAUAUUUUAUUCAUCUCGAAAAUAUUGAUUUUCUAAGAAGGAGAGAUGAACAAGAUCGCGCUAAUCGGAUCGAUCGUGGUCAUCACUUUUGCCACUGUUUUUGCGCGUGAUUUGCCCGAUUUCAUUCACGUUUGCAAGAAGAACGAUCCAAAUUUGAGCGAAUGUAUCACGGACAGCGUGAAUUAUCUUAAACCUUACUUAAAAACCGGAUUACCCGAAUACAAUAUACCCGCCUUGGAACCAUUUUUGUUGAAGGAAUUGGUAACCACGAGUGGAGGAAACAUUAAAUUGAAGCUGAGAAACGUCAAUGUAUAUGGAGCAAGUAAUUUCACGAUAAUGAAGUUGAAAAGCAACGUAGAAACUUUAAAUUUCAUAGUCGAUUUGGAUUUUUCAAAACUCAAUAUAAAAGGGGAAUACGAUGUUGAUGGACAAAUAAUUCUGCUACGAAUUCGUGGAAGCGGACCUAUAAUUGGCCAGUUCAACAAUUGCAAGGCAUUUGUGAAAUUGCAAAUGGAGGUGACAAAGGGAAAGGAUGAUCAGAAUUACUUAAAACUGACCGAUCUUCAAACCAAGAUCUUCGUUGGAUCUGGCUCCUUGAAGUUGGAAAAUCUUUUCGGUGGUGAUCCAGUUCUUGGAGAUGCUAUCAACGUUGCCAUCAAUAGUAAUUUCGAUUCUUUUAUACAAGAAAUAAUACCUAUUAUCGAGAGCGCCAUCUCAAAUACAUUUACUGAUAUUUCGAACAGUAUUCUGAUGCAAUUCCCUUAUGAGAAACUUUUCCCAGGAUCAUAGAUAUUUUUAGAUAACGUGGAUCAAAAUCUUGUUGAACGAUUGGAUU